CCAAACAAGAUUAAAAAUUAUGGAUGGUUGUGGAAGGUCCUCACAUAACAGAAAUACAAACAAGUUUCCAAUUCCACCCUUAAUAAUCUCAUCAUGACCUCAUCAAUUGGCCUUUCACUCAUCCAAUUUAGGCUAACUAUCAUGGAUUCCACUUCUUCUUCUUCUCUCAAUGAGUUCUGUUACUUGCAAAACGGAGGAGGCUUAGAAGUUGCUUUAAUGGAGAAUGCUGCUUCUUUUCUAGCUCCACUGGCUUCCAACAAAACCUUUGUUUCUGCUAUCUUUGCCUUGUUUGUCACGCAAUCCACCAAAGUUUUCUUUCAUUACUUUGAGGAGAGGCGUUGGAAUUUCAGACUCAUGUUUUCUCCUCAAGGAAUUCCUUCUAGUCGCUCCGCAAUGUGUUCUGCACUCACCACUUCCGUUGCUCUCUCUCAUGGCGUUGCCUAUCCACUCUUUCCCAUUUCUUUGGGAUUCAGUCUCAUUGUCAUGUCUGAUUCUGUUUCUGUUACAAGACAGGUUGGCUACCAAGCUUUGGUGCUUAAUAAGCUUCUUCUUGAAGUGUCUGGAGGGGUUCCAAUUCUUGAUGAGGACCUUGAAGAAGAUGUUGGUCACACCGUACCUCAAGUCUUAACUAGUGCACUGCUUGGUUCUACAGUUGCCAUUUUAUGCUCUUUAACUUUCGUGUUUCUGAGGCGUUAGUUAGGUGCAAACUCUAUUAUUCAUGCUCCAUUUUAUGCUCUCUAGUGUCUUAAAUUGAAAAACAUAUAUUUUGCUCUUCAUUCUGUUUUGUUACACUUUUCUUGAUCAAACUGUAUUCUCUUAUAAUGUGAUUGCUCUAUCUACUUGGUUGUUUAAUAGCAUGUUUAUGCUGUCAAGGAUAAUAUAAAGGGAAAUGAUGCAGUCGAAUGGUGCAUAUACUCAAUGUAUUGGAAGCAUUUUGCAUUGAAAUCGAAUGGUGCACAUUUAAAAUUAGAUGGCUGAAAUGAUCUAUUUUACUGUAACACAUUCUAUUUGAUCUAAACAUAAGACAAUUUGUCAAGCAAGUUGAAAGCAAUCAAAAUCAAAACAUGUUACAAGUUUUGUUUUUUCUCUUUACAUAU
This is a messenger RNA of Vicia villosa (hairy vetch), 1097 nucleotides long. RefSeq lists its product as uncharacterized. The record is from RefSeq and is a predicted model, not a curated record. The transcript is spliced from 2 exons. NCBI's taxonomy places the organism in Eukaryota, Viridiplantae, Streptophyta, Magnoliopsida, Fabales, Fabaceae. Bases 94 to 696 code for a protein of 200 amino acids.